Lingula anatina is the source of this 727-nucleotide messenger RNA. RefSeq names its product extracellular tyrosine-protein kinase PKDCC-like. Lineage: Eukaryota; Metazoa; Brachiopoda; Lingulata; Lingulida; Lingulidae. Gene Ontology annotation, cellular component: extracellular region. Gene Ontology annotation, biological process: skeletal system development; peptidyl-tyrosine phosphorylation. The record is from RefSeq and is a predicted model, not a curated record. Gene Ontology annotation, molecular function: ATP binding; non-membrane spanning protein tyrosine kinase activity.
UAUGUUCAGCAAGUUUUCGAAGAAAUGCUUGUUGCUUGAGAGAAAAUCGCUACCCGCGUGUUAUGCAGCAGUGGCUUGGUGUUUCGUACAGGAAAUUUGGAUUCAUCAAAUAUUACACCACACAAACAUCAUAAAGUUACUGGGCUACUGCAUACCCAACACACUGUUUGAUGGUACUGUAGACACGACGGUUACCAUGGUAACUGAGAUGGGGAUACCUCUCAACCUGUCAAACACGACAUGGGACCAGAAACUAAAGAUCAGUUAUGAAGUGGCGGAACUAAUGGACUUUGCUCGCCAACAUCCAAACGGCUCCGUAGAAAUGCGAGACUUUAAUAUGGGCCAGUUCGUUAUGGUGAACAACACUGUAAAGCUCGUGGAUAUGGCGUCUUUUAGAAUAGGAGAAAUGUAUUGUCACAACAUGGAUGACUGUGCCGCAAAACAAGGGCCUCCAAAGAAGAGAGCAUUAAGGGUGCCAUGCGUGAAUGGUUCUUGUGUAGGACUGAAUGAGAAACUAAAUGUAUGGGCGUACAACUCUCGUCUGCUAAGGGAAUAUAUUCUACCGGACGCUCCACUCAUCUUCAGAAGGAGGCUGAACAACAUAGUACAAAAAGCCGACAAAGGGGAAGUUGGAAUCGAGGUUAUAAAAGAUAUACUGAGGAGAAUGAAAUGAUGUUAGUCAGGCAUAAUCUACAGCUUCAAAACACUGAUAGACAAUAACAAGUUU